Messenger RNA from Chlorella variabilis, 1503 nucleotides. RefSeq lists its product as hypothetical. NCBI's taxonomy places the organism in Eukaryota, Viridiplantae, Chlorophyta, Trebouxiophyceae, Chlorellales, Chlorellaceae. The coding region runs from base 1 to 1503 and encodes 500 amino acids. Gene Ontology annotation, molecular function: protein binding; snoRNA binding. The transcript is spliced from 6 exons. Gene Ontology annotation, cellular component: small-subunit processome. The record is from RefSeq and is a predicted model, not a curated record.
AUGGUGCGCCCCAAGGCCAGGGGCGGCCGGCAGCAGUCCAAUGCGGCAGGCAGGAAGCGCAAGCAGCGAGACGAGUUUUUCGACGAAGAGGAUGAGGCAGACUUCUUCGUUCAGAGCGGCGAGGAGGGGGCCGGCAGCGAGAGCGAGGAUGAGGAGUCUGAGCAGGAGGAGACGGCAGAGGAGAAGCGCCUGCGGCUAGCCAAGGCUUACUUGGACCAAGUCAAGGCGAUAGAGGCGGCGGAGAGGGAGCCCGGCAGCGAGUCGGAGGACGAGGAGGGCGGCGACGGCGGCGGCAGCGCAGCACACGACGCGGUCGCGGGCCGCCUGCGCGACGACGCGCUGGAGGGCAUGGGCCACCUGCAGCGCAGGCUGGCCCACCGGCUGGCGCUGCCGCCGCUGCCGCGGGUGGCAGACUACGGAGGCGCCGCCGCCUGCGGCGGCCGCCUGCUGCGGGGCCACCGCCUGUCGGUCACGGCGGUCGCGCUGACCGCCGACGAGCGCACCGUGUUUUCGGUCAGCAAGGACGGCGCCAUUUUGGAGCACGACGUGGAGAGCGGCGCGCGGCAGCGGUUUGUGGCCUCGUCAGCCGCGGGGCUGGGCCGCGUGGAGCAGACGGGCACCGAGGCAGACUGGGUGAAGCGCGGGCCGCGGCAGAGCGGCGCCGCCUCGCUGCUGGCGGCCGCCGUCAGCGGGGACGGGCGCUACCUGGCUGUGGGGGGCGGCGACCGCAAGGUGCACGUCUGGGACGCACGCAGCCGGCAGUACGUGCGGGGCUUCCCAGGGCACAAGGACGCGGUGACGUGCCUGGCGUUCCGGGAGGGCACGCACGAGCUGUACAGCGGCUCUCUGGACAGAUCCAUCAAGCUGUGGAGCCUGGACGACAUGGCAUAUGUGGACACGCUGUUUGGGCACCAGGCGGAGGUGCUGAGCGUGGAUGCGCUGCGGGCGGAACGAUGCGUCUCCUGCGGCGCCGACCGCACGUGCCGCGUGUGGAAGAUUCCCGAGGAGAGCCAGCUGAUCUUCCGGGGCCACUGCCUGACGAUCGAGUGCUGCCGCUACAUCGCCGGCGGCGCGUGGGCCACGGGCGCGGCAGACGGCAGCCUGUCGCUGUGGAGCGGCACCAAGAAGAAGCCGAUGUUCACGAUGAGGCGCGACGGCGAGGAGGCGGAGGGGGCGGGCAGCGUGGGCGGCGACGCCGCCACAUGGGUCGGCAGCGUGGGCGUGUGCCGCGGCAGCGACCUACUGGCCAGCGGCGCGGGCGACGGCGUGGUGCGGCUGUGGCGGGUGGCCGACGCCAAGGGCGGCAGCAGCAAGGCGCUGGAGGCGGUGGGGGGCGUGCCGGUGCGCGGCUUUGUCAACUCCCUGGCGCUAGGGCGCAGCGGGCGGGUGCUGGUGGCGGGGGUGGGGCAGGAGCCGCGCAUGGGGCGCUGGCUGCGGGACGCGGCAGCCCGCAACGGCGUGCUCAUACAGCCGCUGCAGCUGGAUCCAGAGGGCGGCGACUGA